AUGAUAGCGAAAAAUUUGGCAGAGGUUAAGGAAAGGUUUGACAAUAGAGAUAUUGAAGAAGCGAGGGGAUUUGAGGUUGAGAGAAUAUCUAAUUCUUGUCUUGUCAGCAUGGGAACGUCCCGAUUGUUAACUGUGUUUCAAAAAACUGUAUCAAAGCCAUAUAUCGACAGGCCUCAUGAAGGAAUAAUAAGCUUUAGCGUGUCUAUUGGAGGGAAGAGACAUGAGAAAUUACUGAACUUCCUUCACAAAGUGUAUACUAAGCAGAAAAGCAUUGACUUGGAAAGCCUAUGUGUUAAGCUGAAUGAAGAAGUUACAUUUAUUCACAUAGACUUAAGAAUCUUGUCAAGCGACGGAAAUAUCUACAGCCUUGCUGUCAAAGGUGUGAAUUCUGUGCUAGAAGUACUUGGAGUGAAAAUGAACUAUAUGCCUCAAUGCUUCUUCUACUGUUCGAUUGGAAAUGUGAUUGUUACUGACCCAUCUGAGGAUGAACAAAAGGAAGAAGACUGGAGCUGCAUUGUUGUAAUGAAGUCGUUCAGGGAGAUAAUUUUCCUCGAAAAGGUAGGAAAGGAAUGUGGUAUAGAACAGGUGCUUGAGGCUGUUGACAGAUCUACUGGGAAUUUUGCCAUGCGGAUUCCAGAAAUAGAGAGUGAGGAGGAAUGUGGGGGCAUUUGA
Molecule: messenger RNA, 672 nt
Organism: Encephalitozoon romaleae SJ-2008
Lineage: Eukaryota; Fungi; Microsporidia; Unikaryonidae
Product: RNase PH-like exoribonuclease
Exons: 1
Coding region: 1-672 (223 amino acids)
Biological process (GO): U4 snRNA 3'-end processing; exonucleolytic trimming to generate mature 3'-end of 5.8S rRNA from tricistronic rRNA transcript (SSU-rRNA, 5.8S rRNA, LSU-rRNA); nuclear polyadenylation-dependent mRNA catabolic process
Cellular component (GO): nuclear exosome (RNase complex); cytoplasmic exosome (RNase complex)
Source: RefSeq, a predicted model, not a curated record